AUGGGUAACACCAAAGUGUACGUGAUUGGCGUGGGCAUGACUAAGUUCUGCAAACCAGGUUCCCGUGAUUGGGAUUAUCCAGAUAUGGUGAAAGAAGCUGUGAAUCUGGCACUCGACGACUGCUCUCUGAAGUACUCUGACAUCGAAAUGGCAACAGUUAGCUACCUGUUCGGUGGUACAUGCUGCGGUCAACGGGCUCUCUACGAACUCGGACUUACUGGCAUUCCCAUCUUCAACGUGAACAAUGCUUGUGCGUCUGGCUCAUCGGGAGUCUUCCUGUGCAAGCAGUUCAUCGAAAGCGGAAACGCCGACUGUGUUCUUGCAUGUGGUUUCGAAAAAAUGGCUCCUGGAUCGUUAGACAGCCAAGCAGAAAACAAUGAUGAUCGCAUUCUUCCUAUUGAUAAACACAUCCAGGUAAUUGCUGAUACAUAUGGCCUCUUCCCAGCUCCGAUGAUGGCUCAAAUGUUCGGAAAUGCCGGAAAAGAACAUAUGGAAAAAUACGGCACUAAACGAGAACACUUUGCUAAAAUAGCGUGGAAGAACCAUCUUCACUCAGUUCACAACCCGAAUUCUCAGUUCACGAAAGAAUACACGCUCGAUCAGGUGCUUAACGCGAAAAACAUUUACGACUUCAUGGGAUUACUCGAGUGUAGCCCCACCUCGGAUGGUUCAGCAGCGGCUGUUAUUUGUUCAGAACGAUUCCUCGAACAACAUUCCCAUCUGAGACCCCAAGCAGUAGAAAUCGUGGAGACGGGUCUUACACCUAAUGAUGUGCAGGUGAUCGAACUUCAUGACUGUUUCGCUCCAAACGAACUGAUUACGUAUGAAGCACUGGGGUUAUGUGAUAUUGGAAAGGGUGGUACCAUUGUCGAUCGUGGAGACAACACCUAUGGAGGAAAAUGGGUGAUCAAUCCUUCAGGAGGGCUUAUCUCCAAGGGGCACCCAAUUGGAGCGACAGGAGUCGCACAAGUGGUCGAAUUAUCGAAUCAACUGCGAGGGAAAUGCGGAAAACGUCAGGUUCCCAAUUGCAAACUCGCUUUACAGCAUAACAUUGGAAUUGGAGGAGCUGGCGUAGUAGGGCUCUAUCGUCUAGGCCUACCGUCUAGUACAUCUACUCCAGUGAUGACUACCAACGGAGAUAAAAACCUUCUAGAGAAGGUUGACAGUUCGUUCAAAAUCAACAUUAUAGGAAAUAAUGGCAGCACAAAAAAAUGGAUCAUAAAUGCUAAGAAGCCGUUCGAGAUCGAAAUCACUAUCAAGGACAAUGACUUAAUGAGGAUCGCCGCCGGAAAACUUAGGCCUGACCAGGCAUACAUGCAAGGUAGGAUGAAAAUGAAGGGAAAUGUGGUAAAAUCGACAAAGCUGAAGUUUCUAUUUGAUCCAGAAAUGCUGAAGGCGAAAUUUUGA
This is a messenger RNA of Angiostrongylus costaricensis, 1407 nucleotides long. NCBI's taxonomy places the organism in Eukaryota, Metazoa, Nematoda, Chromadorea, Rhabditida, Metastrongylidae. The record is from the annotation of a GenBank genome assembly.